AUGUUGACAUCAGCAGUCACAAAUAUUGACAUCGAAGGCAAGCUGCCAAAAGUUGCCUCUGGCAAAGUCCGCGAUCUAUAUGCCAUCGACGAUGACACACUACUCUUCGUCGCCAGUGACCGCAUAUCAGCAUAUGAUGUGAUUAUGGAAAAUGGCAUCCCCGGCAAAGGCGCCCUCCUAACCGCCAUGAGCAUAUACUGGUUCCACCACCUCCCCACCCAAGUCCCAGGUCUAAAAACCCACUUCCUUACCUCCUCCCUCCCAGCAGCCCUCUCAAACCAAACCGAUCUAAAAGAUCGAUCCAUGCAAGUCCGCCGCCUACGUAUCCUGCCCAUUGAAUCCAUAGUCCGCGGCUACAUCACGGGAUCAGGAUGGUCAGAGUACACCAAAUCGGGAACCGUCAACGGUAUCAAGAUGCCUACUGGAUUGAUUGAAGGUCAGAAGUUACCGGAACCGCUCUGGACGCCAAGCACCAAAGCAGACGUCGGCGGCAAGGAUGAAAAUAUAUCUCCAGAAAAAGCUAGAGAGUUGAUUGGCGAUGAGAAGGUAGCGAAGAAGGUUGAGGAGUUGUCGUUGGCGAUUUACCAGGCUGCUGCGGAGCGUGCGGAGGAAGUGGGGAUUAUCCUUGCGGACACCAAAUUUGAGUUUGGGGUUGAUGAGGGGAGUGAGGUUGUGUUGGUAGAUGAGGUCUUGACGCCCGAUAGCUCGAGGUUUUGGCCAAAAGAGUCUUGGGAGAGCAAUCUGGGCAAGGCACAGCCGAGUUUCGAUAAGCAGUUUUUGAGGGACUGGUUGACGAGCAAUGGGCUGAAGGGGAAGGAGGGGGUCAAGGUGCCGGAGGAUGUGGUUGAGAGGACGGCAGCGAAGUAUCGGGAGGCGUGCGAGAAGCUUACGGGGAAGAGUGGAUAA
This is a messenger RNA of Pyrenophora tritici-repentis Pt-1C-BFP, 906 nucleotides long. Its product is annotated as PurC, Phosphoribosylaminoimidazolesuccinocarboxamide (SAICAR) synthase. Gene Ontology annotation, biological process: 'de novo' IMP biosynthetic process. NCBI's taxonomy places the organism in Eukaryota, Fungi, Ascomycota, Dothideomycetes, Pleosporales, Pleosporaceae. The record is from RefSeq and is a predicted model, not a curated record. Gene Ontology annotation, cellular component: cytoplasm. Gene Ontology annotation, molecular function: phosphoribosylaminoimidazolesuccinocarboxamide synthase activity.